AUGUAUACUCCUACCAAACCGCGCGUAGUCUGGUCAAAGACCAACAAAACACACAGCAUCGUGUCAUCGACUCCUCCACGUCUCUCCGUCACUGCCAGCGCGUCGAAAGGCACACCGAAGAAGUCCAUCCUAAAACGACCUACGACGCCCAUCCUACCUCUCCUCUUCGACGAGCCUCGAGAGUCUACACCAGAGCCUCAGGAUCCUGCCAGCGACAGCAGGUAUCUCGCAUCGCCCGUAUCGACCAUCGUACAGCCCGACUCAACAUUACGUGAGCUGAUCGAGGCAUAUUCCGUAUUGACUGCCCGGCUCCGGUCAGCCCUUCUCGAGGGUGAGGGCGAGGGCGCGAAGCAGGCGGAUUGCUCCUGGCCAUUAUUCCUGCCGCUGCGACGUAACAAGAGCGCGUUUCUCGUCGCAGUGGAACGCGAUCUUGGCAGAGCUCUUCAGGAUCCUUUCGCGAAUGGGGUCGUCGCAGACGAAACCGAAGAAGAGUGUGUGGAGGAGAAGUCGGGCCUGCCUUCACCCGUGCAGAGUCCUAAGAAGAAGCGGGGUAUGAGUGCGGAACGGGUGAAGUACGCGAGGGAUCUGUGCACCACUACGCAUUCGGUGCUCAAGUUUUUGGCACUGAUCUUCACGAUGCCGUCGAUAUACCAGUUGUUCAGCGACAAGGAGCUGAAAGGAAUGAUGAUUGGUGUCCUUGCUAUUCCCCUCGCUACCGUGAUCCCAACUCCCAACGCCCGGAAAACGUGCGCGUUGGCGAUCUGGCUCAUCCAGACACAGCGACUACCCGCAGAGGUCCUGUCCCGAUUGAGAGACAGAAUCGGAUACGCUCUACGCCGUGCGAUCGAGGGCGAGCUAGGCAAGGAAGGAAAGAAGGGCUCAGUCAGUGAUGGUCUCAAGGCAAUUCACGACUUGGCCAUGUAUGAGCCGAGUAUCUUCGUGCCUGUUUUCUCUGUUUUCAUCGACUCAAUCCUUGCUGGCUUGCUUGCCCCGACAAGUCCUAUCCGCAUGCAAGCCUGUCAUGCCCUCGGUGGCCUCGCUUAUGCUUCGACUCGCAUCCCCGUCACCAGUCAGCACACGUACAUGUCGGACGCCGUGUACGAACUCCUUCGUCCAUCUCCUCAACCUGACGCCAAUAAGACUCCCACACCACCGGGCUCACCUAGUAAAGACCCUCCGAUUAUCCGUACACUACGAACAACCCUUGGCUCCGAUGACCCUCGUGUUGUGGCCCACGGACCCGUCUGGGCUCUAAGCGUAAUAGCACACUUCAUCAUCCUCCUCGGGCCCGCAUUGCGCAUGAACAAGUCUCUCCAGGGCAUCAUCUCAGCUCUCCUCUCGGUCGCGAUCAGACACCCCCGCAGCUCUGUCAAGUCCCUCGUUUGCGUCGUGUGGCGCACCAUCGUCUGGUCGUUCUUCCGCCCGGCACCCGUUUCAAUGGGGGCAGAUGGUGACCUGGAAGCCGGAAUGAUGGCGAAGGAUUAUGAUGGUACUGACGACGAGUUGGACCUGUGUGGACUUUUGGAUGCUCUCUCUCCCAGAGAGAAGAAGGUGAGGGAGUCGUAUUGGAAUGCUGUGAAGGCUAUCGUGGAAUGGGGCUCGGGUGUAGCCACUAUUGGCUCAUUGCUCCAUCUCCGGUCGGACGAAGAGGAGGACAUGAAGAAGGUGAUGAAUGUGCUCAAAGCAUUGGCGAAGAAGAGUGGUUAUUCCGCACACGACGCGAUCGACCUCAUGCGCUUCUUGCUCUCCGGCUUCCACAAGCAAAAGGAAUCAGACCCGGAGGGUUGGCAGUGGAGCAAGCUGCUUCCUGAGGGCCUGUUCAGUGCGAACCCUGGGCUGCUGACGGCAGAUUUCGAGACCCUCGAGGAGACGGUGAGGCCGAUCGUGGAAGGGUUCGAGUUGGCUCCAGAACAUGUCAGGCCUUUGACGGCGACGGAGUUGAGCUUUGGAGGAGUUUGGGAGGAUAUGGUCGAGGUCUGGCUGGAGAUGAUUGAGCAAGUUCGGCUGGAGGAGCAAAUUAGGCUCAACUCUGACCUUCGUGAGGUCUGGAGGGGCCUUCUGAAGUCAAGAGUACGUAUAGCGACAGAUGAAGGAAACGACAGCGAACUGGCACAGUUGGCCGAACGCGUCGCUGCCAUCCUUAUCCAGCUUCUCAGUGAUGACCGAUUCGAAUACAAGGUGGCGCCGAACGCACACAACGCCACACUCUCCGGUCGUCUCCGUUCUGUAGCCGCCAGCCGUCUUUCAGUCGUUCGCGAUCUCUUCGUGGUCGCCGCCCACAUCAUUCCUCAGUCCGAGCUGCCUAUCACCACCCGGGCCCUUGUUGCGCAUCUAAUUGCUCACGAGAGCGAGCUUGUAUGGGAGGAUAAUCACCCGAACGAUGCGAGGACACAAUGGACCCGGUUCUGCGUGGAAUUGUUGUCGUGCUGUGAAGCAGAGGUGUUCGAUGAGUUCUGGAGCGUGCGGACCGCGAGCAGGAAAGGGUGUGGGGUGGCAUGGGAGUGGGACUCGGGGACGAGGGCGUUGGUGUGGAGGAAGUUUGUGAAUAGGUGGAUGCAAGUGUCAUUGGAUUAUGAGAGCGCGCUGUGUUUGCUGGGAGUACCGCUCAAUGACGUGUGCGCGUGGGAAAUGAGCGUCAAGGAUGUCGAGCAAUGGGAGGCUGGUCUGAAACACUGCAUCGACCUUGCCCUCGACCGAGAAGAGAAGGAGCCUUACAUCCUUCUCGAUCGUCUCGCAUGGAUCAUCGGCAGUAUUCACGUCCCCACCACUCCCACAUCCACCCGAAUCGCCGAUAUACUCCUCACCAACUUCGAAAUCAACGAGAGCACGACCGAGUUGCCUAUGAAACUAUUCGAACUCGUGAGCGACACGCUGUCGAGCACAUACCCUCCUGAGCCAAGGAACAAGACCGUGUCAUUCUGGCUGAUCAGGACAGUUACCCGUAUAGCGGAUAAGUGCCCGCCCGCGUUGUUGGGGGAUGUUUUGAAUGCGCUUCAGGAGGGUGUUGCGAUGUGGGUGGCGGAUGACUAUAGGGCUCUUUCGUUGGAUGAAUACGCGAUGGAUGUUCUUCCGAUGUACCAGACUAUGGUGGCCGGCCUUCAGCUGUCACCGCCAUCCGUCGACACGCUCGAGUCCCUCACACAACUACUUGAAUCACCCUGCCUGGGCCGGAACGACAAGCCUGAAGGCCUUGUCCAAUGCUUCCAGGAUCUCUGGAUCGCGAAAUACGCAGACACCGCUCCUCCUGAGAGUUGGAAGGGCGACUUCCUGGCAUGCAUCCAGCCACCAACCGUCGAUAUCGCGGAGGACCUAGAAGACGUAUUCAACGUCCACGCCACCCCGCGGAAGAUCACCUUCGCACUCCUGCCAACGACUCCCAAGUCCAGUAUCUCUCGGGCAUCAUCGCCUCCAUGUCGUCCCUCAAGGUCGUUUACCGCUUCCAGCUCCGCAAGCGUUCUGUUCUCUCCGACUUCACCUCUCGCGUUCGCCACCGGCCGUUGCGUCACACCGCCUACCACGCCUCCGCGUCACCGUUCCUCUACCGUCUCUCCACGGAAAGAGAACAAGAGCAAGAACAAAGAAAAUAUUUCGCCUUCUGGCAGGCCAGUCCCGGUCACGCCUGUUGCUGCAGGCCGCGUGGCAGUCAUGCCAAAAUCGCCUGGUGGUUCUGCUCUUGGCAAACGUCCUCGCAAUAGUUUAGAUGCCGACGAGUCACCCUCGAAGAGGGUCAGGGAUUCAGCAUUCUCUCGUCCGCCUUUGACUCCUUCGGGACCAGUUCGCCAGGCUGUGAUCGACCCAGAUGACAGCGACGAAGAAUGCAAUGCCGUCGAGAACACUCUGCUGGCACCUGCUAGCCCAAACACGCCACGGUUCCAAGCAGAACCGAAGUCCAUACCCGCCCCUAGGUUUUACGAUACCACACCGACGGCGAAGCGCAUCCACAACCACCCACCGACCUCGUCUUCUCCAACACCGACUGCUUCGAAGAAACGGACGCGAACGGUCAUGGAGGCGAUCGAGCUUCCGUCGCUCAUGCAGAUACGCAGCUCCUUCCGCGGCCGUACGACCAGCCUGAACACGGCACAGAUGACGAUUGGGUCCCAUGGACUUCGUCGUGUUAAGAGCUUUGGUGUGCCGGCUGAGACUACAGCAGAGCCAUUGAUGUUGUCGGCGAGUACGGGGUUCGUUCAGCACAAGCGCAUGAAGACGGACGAGAGCUUUACUCUUCCGUCUUCGCCACUACGUGCUCUUGAAAAUGCGGAAGCUGCGGGUAGCGAUGACUCCAUGAUGAAUGUCGCUAUCCGUCCCACACUCUCCAAUACUCGGACAUCUCUCGAUGAUCUGUCUUCCGAUGACGACCCUCACUACGGCCAAGUCACGCCACACCAUCUUGUCUCUCCCGCGAUGCGUCGUCAGAACCACUUGAAAUUCGAUUUCAUUACCUCGGACCCACCAAGCGAUGAUUCGAACGCCUCGCUGGAGAGCCCGACGAGGGAUCAUGUAGCGAAGAGGAGGGAGAGGUUGAUGGCGAUGUCGUCGUCCUCACCGCCAGCAGUCGUGGAAGAUGCAAGGAGAAGGGUUGGCUUGCCUCCGAGCAGGUUGACCAAAAUGUUGAUGAGUUCUUCGGACGCGGCGGAUCAGGAUGCAUAAGAUGUUAGUGAACAGUUUUCUGGUCCUGUUUCUCCUCUGUUACUCUGCGUCUGAUUUGUUUAUACGGUAUUUGUUUUCUCCCUUUUGUUCCCGGUUUGAAGUUGUGGAUUUCGCCUUUCGCUGUGCAUCUCAUCACAUUUGUACUAAAGUUCAAUAUCCCGGCCGCAUACAUACACACAUCGUCGUCAUCCUCACAUCGAUCUAUCUUGUUGUCUUCGUCGCAACUUAGACAUUUCUGCGUUCAUGUAUUACUUACCAGGCUCACGCAAGGACCUACCUUGGCGCAUGCCACUACAUCGAUACUCUCCCCGAAUCGCAAUCAAAC
Stereum hirsutum FP-91666 SS1 is the source of this 4975-nucleotide messenger RNA. RefSeq lists its product as uncharacterized. NCBI's taxonomy places the organism in Eukaryota, Fungi, Basidiomycota, Agaricomycetes, Russulales, Stereaceae. The record is from RefSeq and is a predicted model, not a curated record. The transcript is spliced from 8 exons. The coding region runs from base 1 to 4650 and encodes 1549 amino acids.